Molecule: messenger RNA, 945 nt
Organism: Tetrapisispora phaffii CBS 4417
Lineage: Eukaryota; Fungi; Ascomycota; Saccharomycetes; Saccharomycetales; Saccharomycetaceae
Gene: SUB1
Product: chromatin-binding transcription coactivator SUB1
Exons: 1
Coding region: 1-945 (314 amino acids)
Biological process (GO): positive regulation of transcription initiation by RNA polymerase II
Cellular component (GO): nucleus; transcription regulator complex
Molecular function (GO): transcription coactivator activity; DNA binding
Source: RefSeq, a predicted model, not a curated record
AUGUCGUACUAUAAUAGGUAUAAGAGCAGGAAGAGAUUUAAUAAUGGAGGCAAUGGUGCAAACGGGAUUGGUAAUGGUGAAGGGAAUGGGAAUGGGAAUGCCGGUGGUAAAGGGGAUGGAGAUGGUCCUAUGCAAGCUGGGUUAAGUGUUCCGGAUGCUAUUUUUGAUAUUGGGAAGAAUAAGAGGGUCACUGUCAGACAGUUCAGGAAUAUCAAUUUGAUCGAUAUCAGAGAAUAUUAUAUGGACAACUCGUCAAAUGAAAUGAGACCAGGGAAAAAAGGGAUUUCGUUGACGGAGGAUCUUUACGAUGAGUUCCUGAAACAUCGUUUGAACAUCGAUGAAGCGUUGAGAAGGCUUGGUUCCAAGAGACCAAGGACUAAGACGAUUGUGAUAUCCUCCGAUGAUGAGGAUGAUUAUGGGGCUGAUAACAAGGAUGAUUCUGGAUCGAAGAAAGACAGCACGGAAGGGUCCAAGGAUAACUCCAAGGAGGCCAGAGCCGCCGCUAAAGCUGCGAAAGCUGGUGAGAAUGAUGAUGAGAAUGACAAGUCUAAGGAGAACGACGAGCCAAGAGAGAAGAAGCGGAAGAAAGGUGAUAAGAAGAACCCUGCUGGUCCGUCGUUGCUGAUUACGGAGGAGAAGAAACAUCUUGAAGAAAGGGAGGCUAACGCCGUUCUGGUCGUGCCACAUCUGGCCACCCCAGCCGUAAAGCAAGAACCUGCUGUCAUUGAAGAAGAGACAUUUGCAACUCUGGAAGAACCGCAACAACCUGUUAAGGCUCUGCAAGAACUGGAGCCCGUUACAGUGUCGAACAAUCAAGUUGAAACUGAGCAAGUGGGUGUCGAAGCUACCCGUGCAAACACCAACGACUCCAGCGACGAAGAUUUCGCCAAGCAUCUCGACGAUGAAAUGAGUAAAGCUGCAGACGAGGUCAGCGAAGAAGAAUAA